GCGGACCUGCAGCUGAGUUACGAUGAAAGGUAUGUCGCAUACAGUUCAUCAUGGGCAUAAUCCGACCCACUGCCGGCACCACCUUACUCAUGGUGUGCUAUAGCUCUACUUCCUGGUAGAAACUGGAGCGGAGACUGGUUAGCGCGGCACCUACAAGAUCUUCGGACCACGCGAGCUUCUCCUUCUGGAAGAAUUGAUUCGUCAUGCCGUUUAACAAGAUCAAGUCCUUUUUGCGGUCUCUGACCGCCAACCGGGGCUCGGCGUCCGGCAAAUUUUCCCAGUCCGGGAGCAUCCAGAGCAAUGACCAAACUGGCCAACAGAACGCGAAGGAGCACCAACUGCAGAGCAAAGAUGAGGUCGAUAUUCGGGACGUGUACGACAUCGGGCGGAUUCUCGGCUCCGGAAGCUUCGGGCAGGUCCGGGAAGCCAGGUGUCGACAGGGCGGAGAUGUCCGUGCGGUCAAGAUUGUCGAGGCAGAUGACACGGAUGGGGAGUGGUACCUCAGUACUUGGGUGUAGAGGACGAGGACGUUUUUUUCUCAUGCUCUGAGUCGUAAAAAACAAAAAGUAGCCACACCACUCUGCUCUCUCUUGCUCACUUGAACUAUGUAUGCAAUCGCCAAUGCAAAUUGAUGAAGGUCCCGUCAAGUCGUGUUUGUCCGGGAGGUGGGGCUUUUACAGCAGUUAGACCACGAGAACAUCGUGAAGUUCUACGAUUUUUUCGAGGACCCCGACUUUUACUACAUUGUCAUGGAGUUCUACACCGGCGGGGAACUGUUCCAGCGAAUUUUGGAAGUCAAGCGCUUCAGUGAAUGCGACGCUGCCUUUCUCGGGUUCCAAAUGCUGCUGGCCCUGGAAUACAUUCACAGCUUGAGGAUCGUGCAUCGGGACGUGAAGGUACUAGUCUUGUCGAAAGAGCGUGAAAACCGAUGCAAAAUAUUUUUUCACUGUUGCCGUACUUUGUGAUGCAAACUGUCCCUCAUGCUCGAAAUACGAUUCGAAUCCUCAUCCCAGCGGACUAUUGAAUAAACACCAUCAGGCCGAAAACUUCCUGUUCACAUCUCCCGGCAGUAUCUACAACACGCCGCUGAAGCUGAUCGACUUCGGCAUGGCCGUAAAACGGGAUACAGAAGUCCUCCACGAGCUCUGCGGCUCACCGCACUACCUCGCGCCAGAAUUGAUCGGACAGCAAUACAACCAUUUGGUGGACUUGUGGGCUCUCGGCGUGUUACUCUACCUCCUGCUCUACGGUCGGUACCCGUAUGACGCAAAGGACCCCCAGGAGCUGAUGGUGAAGAUUUUGACGGAGAAAGUUGAGUGGCGGCACCCCAGAGCGAAAAUCGGGGAUGCGGCGAAGCAAUUCUUGAAUUGCUUGCUCGAUCGCGAUGUUAGGACCAGGUAGCGUACUUGUUUAAGUACUUGUUCUUGUACUAAAAAUAGACCUAUGCCAUGUGCACUAGCUGCUGCUGCUCACGUCGUGAAGAUUCUGUAGUCAUGCAGAAUGAAUGUGAGUGCGGAACAAGAACAACGCUUGUCAAGCCAUGCGAGCCAGCACGUCGAGGAGUCGAAAUCUCACCCUGUAGGUACACGUCAGUGAAGGCGAUGAAGCAGAACUGGAUCGUGCAGAACAUGCUGCGAGUCGAAACGCACAUCAAGCCGGUGAACAAAACCAACAUCCUUGCCUUGAAGUACAUCCAAGACCUAAUCCGCGAUGGAAAACGGGUGAUGCCACUCAGCAGACACGGAAGCAAGGAGCUCGCAGAGCCGCCGGAUGGUACCUCCAAGUGGUGGCUCUCUUCUUCAACUCCCGCCUUGUGUCUUUAGUGAAUUGUUGCACAUUGAUUCCGUUGAUGUGUGUUACUCCCUUUGGAGGCAGCCAAUCAGAAAUUCGAAUACCAGGCGCUCAGCAAGACAAAUCCGGCGCCAAAGACAGCAAAUCUGACAACAAUCGGAACAAGGGUGACAAGAAGCUCAAUGCGCCGCCGCCCAACGCGCAGAGCAGCAAUCGGGGGGAAAGGGAGAAGCAGACUUCCGGAUCGUCUUCCAAAGGGAAAGAUAAAGUAGAAACGAAAGAAACCACAGCAGUGCCUGCAAGUGGUGCCGGCGGUUCUACGUCAUCCACCGCAAAGGCCAAAGACACGACGACUGCGGUCGAGGACAAAGGAGCAACCGCAGCAGCAGGACCAACGACCGCAACAGCAGCGGCGUCGCAGCUCGCGGCGCUUUCCUCCCCCCAGGAAUCCAACGCCAGUCGCGUCACGGGCCCCUCUGUUCCUGCUAUGUCGGAGGCGUCUGCGUCGACCAAGUGCCUGUACCCGAUGCGAGAUGACAGCUCCGCCAGGGAAACGCAGGAACAGCCGCCAUCCAGUGUACCGAGCAAAGUGACGCAGGUGGAACCGGGCAUAGCUGGUUGUGAGAACAAAGAGGAGGAAACGCGGACGUAUGGGGACAAGGAGAAACAGUACCAAAAAGACGAAAAACAGGCCGCCGCGGACUACAUGGCGGAAUUGACCGCGAAUGCGAAGCGAAAGUCCUUGGCAUUGCUGGAGUUGAAUAAGGCCCAGAAGGAUUUGCAAAGUGGUGCAAAUAAAGCAGGUGCAGAAAACUCCGCAAUCGGUGGUUCUUUGCAAUACAAUGUCGACCCAAAUCAGCUACUGAUCGGCGGAACAAUGUCCUCCUCCUCCACUUCGCAGCAAACGCCCGCUUUGCCGGCGAACAAAGUAGUAGCUACAACAGCAGCACAAAAAUCUGGUGCAGCUGCUGAUGUCAAUGCCACUUUGUUGAAAGACCACGAACCGGGCGCGAAGGCUGAAAAACUGAAAGAUGGAGAGAAGUCUGCAAAGGAGCCACCAGAUGACACCACUAGCCAAAUAGACAAACAGGGUCCCGCCCUCGUCCUCGAGGAGAAAGAGCAACAGCCCGAAGCAGAGCCAGAGGCGGCGUUGCACACUCAACAACAUGAGCAUCCCGGGACCGCAACUCCCCCAGCAGCAGCCGCAGAAAGCCCGACCGGCACCGGGGUUUUGCAAAUCGAUCAGAAAAAGCUGGACGAGCAGAGCCCCUCGGUUUCGAAGAAAUCUUCGGAAAAGUCGGAAGAUUCCGACGAGGAGGAGUCUGACCGAGACCAGGUGCAUUUUGACGAAACCUUCGACUACGAGCCCAUCGCGAUCCCCAAGGAAGUCCUCCACAUGGCGCGGCGGUCCAGCAUCGCGACGCGAAAACUCGUCGACACCAGCUUCGAAACCAUGCGGAACCAAAAAUUGGAGUUCAUCCAAAACGAGUACAAGCGCGGUCUCCGGUACGGACACAGGAUGGGCGGCGGGCUGACGCCGUCUCCCUCCGAAGCGGCAUAUUCCGGCAGUUUUAUCGGCGGUGGAGUUGGAGUACAAAAUAACGCGAGCUUUUACAACCAGCCGGUAGGGGACCAUUCCGGGAGUAAUGCGAGCGAGCUGAACAAAAGCACGACUUCGACCGCAACGGGAUCUACAACGGGGCGAAGUAAGUCGACGCUGUUCAAGAACAUAACGCGGCGGGUGUCCACUUUGUUCGGCAUUGGCGAGGAGAACGUGCAAACGCUACGGGCCUCGCAGGAAGAAAAAGCGCAGAAAAGUCUCGAGCAGAAAGCAGCCAGUACUUUAGGAUUUGAUUUUUUUAUCCGCUAGCGAGAAACAAACUGUGCCAUCGCGUUUACCGAUGCAGAACGAAAUGAGUAUACGCUAUUGUGACUUCUACAAUUUUAUCAUCCAAAAGAAAUACUACUCAGGGCAUAGUCAGCAAGGUGCUGUGCCUGGAAAGCGCUCCUCUAAGGGUCCGGACGUCGCAACACGGAUGUCACAAUAUAACAAUGUGGGUUUGCCACCGGCCUCUACAGGCACGCCAGAGUUGCAAAGAGAGGGAAGGUAUGAAAAUUGCCUGCUGGUGCGUUUUGCUUUUGCAUCUGCCCUGCGAUCAGCAUCAGCGGUUCCUGUGCUGCAAGGAUAAAUGAAAUGCACCGAAGUAAAAAAAUGAAAAUGGAAAUCAGUAUCUUCAUGAAGCCGACCCCCGCCGGACCGAAGGGCUCGACCAGUUUUUUCAUGCAGCAAAACAGCCUGUCCAUGGUGAUUCCGCAGCACCAACUGACGAACGAAGGGAACCUUGCCUCCAGCCCGUCCACGGUUCUGCCCAACGGCGCCACCGUCGGAGCCAGUUCUCUCGCUGCCAAACUUCUGGAAGCCCGAGGCCAGGGAAUAGGCGGCGCAGCAGGUAGUGGUGGGUCCUUGGCCACUGUGGUGCCGGUGUCAAGUUGUAGUCCGGAGCUGGAGCACAAUUUUCCUUCUGCAGCAACUACUGGUGGUGGUGAUCAAGUUUCUGGGGGAAAUAAAAAGCCAGUUUUGAAACGCGGUGCCACAAGCGGAAAUGUUCCGACCGCGAACACUCCGGCGAAGGCCGUUCCGAGGAGGUUGAGCUACAUUGGAGCUUUGGCCCCGGGACAGGAGCAGUCCCUAGCGAGCAUGUUCGCGAAGCAGCACGUCCCGGAGACGAUUCCCGAGGCGCUGCGGGAGUCAACGCAAAGUACGAAACUCACAGGGCAUUGAAGGCGGUUGGGGGUACUCUUGUCCACAGGGUAUAAUUUGGGAGAAUGUUUAUUAAUACUUCUAGCGUGCUUGUAUGUUGUGCUUGUUUAUGUUUCCACAACUAGAGGUAGAGCCGCUCGCACAGGAAUAAGCUUCGUCGUCUAAGUCUGAGUUGAAUAUACCAUAUUUAUAGCUCUAGAAGCUGAAAGUCACUUGUGAAUUUGAUCUGCUGUGUCGCAAAAAAAGUUUGUCUCGAGGAAAUGCGAAACACCUAAUACCUCUGCAAAAGAUAAGUACUUCUUCAGAGAAAUAGUCUUUCAAUCUUUCUCUCAGGUGCUAGUAACUGCAAAAGUUGCUUCGAAAGUCGUUUCGAAUUUCAAAACAUUUACUACAGUAAAGCUUCCCGCUUCCAGUAGACUGAUAUUGAGAUCUGAGUAACUAUCAAAGACUGUUUCAUGUACGCACCUACACUAAGCACGAAGAAAUUGAAGUUCGUUUCUGUGAAACAAUUGUAGUAGGUUGAAACUCUAACGAUGAUUGAGUGAAUUUUGGUUUUCAAGCCUUCCCGCCUGUACGAUAGAUAGUGGUAGUUCACACCAGUAUCCUACCAAGGACAUCAUGGAAUUAAAGUAGUAGAAAAAAUUUAAAGACUAUCCUGCUUACAGUACAGAGACCUUGACUCGUUCCGCAUGAUCUGAGUAGCCGUGCUAGAUAGAUAAUGUUGUAUGCAGUUUUCCUAGCGGAGCGGGAUUCAGUUGCUGGUGCAGCUGCGUUCUCUUCACAAGAGCUCGGUUCUCCUGAUUGAGGGUAGAGCAACGGUUGACAAAUCGGAAAAGGGGACGAUCAGGAUAGGAAAGAAAUAUGUCAUUUCCUCUGGAGCUUCGGCAUAUGAAAUAACAACGUGGCACUGGUACGACGUGAC
Messenger RNA from Amoebophrya sp. A120, 5474 nucleotides. NCBI's taxonomy places the organism in Eukaryota, Dinophyceae, Syndiniales, Amoebophryaceae. The record is from the annotation of a GenBank genome assembly.